AUGCAAGAUGAAGGUGAGGACGAAGAAAAUGAAGAAGCUGAAGAAAAGGAGGAAGAAGAAGCCGAAGAAAAGGAGGACGAAGAAGCUGAAGAAAAGGAAGCCGAUAAAGAUAAUGAAGACGAGUAA
This is a messenger RNA of Cetraspora pellucida, 126 nucleotides long. The record is from the annotation of a GenBank genome assembly. NCBI's taxonomy places the organism in Eukaryota, Fungi, Glomeromycota, Glomeromycetes, Diversisporales, Gigasporaceae.